Fraxinus pennsylvanica is the source of this 1257-nucleotide messenger RNA. Lineage: Eukaryota; Viridiplantae; Streptophyta; Magnoliopsida; Lamiales; Oleaceae. The record is from the annotation of a GenBank genome assembly.
AUGGAGAACCAGAGGCUGAAGCAACAGCAGGCGUUGAUGCAGCAGGCUCUCCUCCAACAGCAGUCGCUUUAUCAUCCUGGCCUUUUAGCUGCUUCUCCUCAGAUUGAGCCAAUCCCAAGUGGAAAUUUGCCUCCUGGGUUUGAUCCAAGCACAUGCCGCAGUGUGUAUGUCGGAAACAUUCACACCCAGGUGACUGAACCACUUCUUCAAGAAGUUUUCGCAAGUACUGGUCCUGUUGAAAGCUGCAAGCUUGUUAGAAAAGAAAAAUCGUCUUAUGGAUUUGUUCAUUACUUUGAUCGUAGAUCGGCUUCACUUGCAAUAAUCACCCUCAAUGGAAGGCAUCUGUUUGGGCAACCUAUCAAAGUUAACUGGGCAUAUACCAGUGGUCAGAGGGAGGACACAACAAGCCAUUUCAACAUUUUUGUCGGUGAUCUGAGCCCAGUGGUUACUGAUGCCAUGUUGUAUGCAUGCUUUUCUGUCUACUCUAGCUGUUCUGAUGCAAGGGUUAUGUGGGACCAAAAUACUGGACGUUCCAGGGGGUAUGGAUUUGUCUCUUUCCGAAAUCAGCAGGAUGCCCAAAGUGCAAUCAAUGAUCUAACUGGAAAAUGGCUUGGCAAUAGACAGAUACGUUGCAAUUGGGCCAUGAAAGGUGCUGGUGCCAGUGAUGACAAGCAGGAUUCAGAUGUUAAAAGCUUUGUGGAACUAACAAAUGGCUCCUCAGAAGAUGUGAAAGAGGCUGCAAAUAGUGAUGCUCCUGAGAAUAAUGCUCUAUACACUACUGUGUAUGUUGGCAAUCUUGCUCCCGAGGUAACCCAGGUUGACCUCCAUCGCCACUUCCAUGUGCUUGGUGCUGGAGCAAUUGAGGAAGUUCGUAUUCAGCGCGAUAAGGGCUUUGGUUUUGUAAGAUACAGUACCCAUGCCGAGGCAGCUACGGCCAUUUCAAUGGGAAAUACACAGUCAUUUCUUUGUGGCAGACAAAUUAAGUGCUCGUGGGGUAACAAACCAACUCCACCCGGAAUGAGCUCAAACCCAAUGCCACUUCCUGCCCCCUCAUACUUGCCAAGCUUUUCUGCUACUGAACUGUUGGCUUAUGAGCGGCAACUUGAAAUGAGCAGAAUGGGCGCCCUCAUGCAUGCCCAGGGGCAAGGUCCUCUGAAGCAAACAUCUAUGGGAAUGGGUGCCAGAGCAAGCCAGGCCAUUUAUGAUGGUGGUUUUCAGAACAUUGCUGCUGGACAUCAGCUCAUGUACUACCAGUGA